AUGAGCAAAGCGGAUGUGGGCGGUUGCGGACGUGAACUUUGCGGAUGCGAGUUGCUGCGGUUUAGAAAAAUCUUUUCUGCUUGGGGCUCUAGUGCAAAUAGUCCAAAACUUACCACGUGGGGCGACGCUUGGAUUCACGACGUGGCUUCUACCGAAGCUAGAUCUGUGCUUGUAAACAUCAAUGGUGUUUGGUACUCUGAUCUUUUCAAGACAAAUUCCAAAUCUGAAAAAUAUUUCUUCAACGUAUCUGGAUACAGCGGAAGUAAGGAUGACGUUCUGAACUAUCAAACUGCCUACUUCCACAACGGCAUGAAGUUCUCCACACCCGACCAGGUUAACGACCAAUAUGUCAACCACAGUUGUGCUUUGAAGUAUUCAUCAGGCAAUUGGUUCAACAAGUGCUAUUAUCAAAACCUGGAUGGUCCGUACGGUUCCGUUGAUUUCUGUUAUGCAUUUCUGCCUGUCACUUGCAGCAGGCUUAACAUGCUAUCCACAUCAUAUUUUCAACUCUUCAAGAAGGAAAGAAAGGAGAAAGGAAAGAAAGAAGGAAAGAAAAAAAGAAAGAAAAAAGUAGCGUCAUACAUCAAAGAAGUAAACUUUUUUGAUGUACCUCUAUGA
Helobdella robusta is the source of this 618-nucleotide messenger RNA. RefSeq lists its product as hypothetical. Lineage: Eukaryota; Metazoa; Annelida; Clitellata; Rhynchobdellida; Glossiphoniidae. The transcript has 3 exons. Bases 1 to 618 code for a protein of 205 amino acids. The record is from RefSeq and is a predicted model, not a curated record.